AUGGGACAGAAAAAAUAGUCUUUAGAUAAUUUUAUAAAAACAUCUUAAAGUUCUUUUUAAUUAGGGAGUGUUAAUUUAAGUGACAAUUAGGUAAGUGAUUUUAUGGAGCUAUUUAAUCAACAGGAAUUGUUAAGAAAUAUUAAUUUAGAGUUAUAAAGAUCUCUUGAUCCAUUAAGAGAUUUAAGGACAUUUUUAAAAUAAUAACGAGAAAAAAUUCUAUAAGAUAUCUAAUUAAUAAAUUAGAUUUUAAAUGGAAAACUAUCAAUCUAAUCUGAAAAUUUACAUUAAUAAUAAUGGAAUGGUGAAUCUACUUUAAGCCUUUUGAGAAGUAAUUUAUAAUUAAUUUUAAGAUCUAAUUUUAAAUUUAGAAAGAGAUCAUAUUAGCCAGAUUUAAAAAGGAAUGGAAUCAUUCAAAUAAGAAAAUUUAGAUUCUGAUGUUCUGUUAGAAGAACAUAAUUCAUAUUCGUCAAGAAGUAAAUUAUAAAUAUAAUACGAGAUAUUUUUGAAUGUUAACUAAAAAGUUAUAUAGGCCAUAUAUCUUACGGAUCAGAAUAAUAAGAAAAUUAGGCUGAUGAACUUUUGAUUUCUGAGUCUGCUUUAAAUUAAUAAAGUACCUUAAUCAAAUUAUCAGAAUAGAUUCUAUUCAAUUUUCGAUUAGAUAUUAAUAAAAUCAAGAUCUCUAAAAUAAAGGAUUCACUUUAGUCUUUAUUUUCCCUCAGGAGUAGAGGACAUUUUUUAUUAUAUUGAAUCCACAAAUUUCUGUGAGAUUAGUGGCUUUGGAAUUUCAAAAAGUUUUAAAGUCUUCACAAGGAAUAAUAAUGUGUCUUAAUGACCUGAUUUUAGUCAUGGACAGAACUUUUGGAGAAUAAAAUGUAUAAAAUGGUCAAAUUCUCAUGUGUUAUCUAAAAUAGUAAGUAAAUGAUUGA
Messenger RNA from Paramecium octaurelia, 926 nucleotides. Lineage: Eukaryota; Ciliophora; Oligohymenophorea; Peniculida; Parameciidae. The record is from the annotation of a GenBank genome assembly.